This is a messenger RNA of Cercopithifilaria johnstoni, 264 nucleotides long. The record is from the annotation of a GenBank genome assembly. NCBI's taxonomy places the organism in Eukaryota, Metazoa, Nematoda, Chromadorea, Rhabditida, Onchocercidae.
AUGAAUAGGCUGAUACAUAAUGAUGAUAAUGAUGAUGAUAAUAAUGAUGGUGAUGAUAAUAAUGGUGAUGAUGAUGUAAGGCACGGAAAUAACAAGCUGAUACAUAAUGAUGAUAAUGAUGAUGAUAAUAAUGAUGGUGAUAAUAAUAAUGGUGAUGAUGAUGUAAGGCACAGAAAUAACAAGCUGAUACAUAAUGAUGAUGAUGAUAAUGAUGAUGAUAAUGAUGGUGAUGAUAAUAAUGGUGAUGAUGAUGAUGAUGCAUGA